CAACACAUCUGGCAAAAGGAAUAUCAAACUACCAUGGAAGAAUCCAACAAAAAGGCUCACCGUACAGAUAUGUACAACACGUCUGAUCUGGUGCUGAGAAGAGGACAAUCAUUCAUGCUAACACUGGAAUUUACCAUGCCUAUCAAAGAUUGGCAGAGUAUUGUGUUUAAUGUAGAGACAGGUCCACAAAAUGCCCAAGGUUCUACCAUCAGUGUGGAAUUUGCCCUGUCAAACUCGUGGACCAGUGGAAUGUGGUGUGCUGUGCUGGAGUCGAGACCUGGGAAUAAUCUGCAAAUCAUCAUGAGCAGUCCAGCAAAUGCAAUCAUAGGAAGAUACAACAUCUCUGUUAGUAUUUCUAUCAUGGGAGAGACAACCACCUACUCACUUGGAAAUUUCAUACUCCUCUUCAAUCCAUGGUGUCUAGAUGAUGAUGUAUACAUGGCCAAUGAAGAUGAGAGGAAAGAAUAUGUGCUAAAUGACCAUGGUAUCAUUUUCAUGGGGAAUGAGAAACAUGUAUCUUCAUUGGGAUGGAAUUAUGGACAGUUUGAAAACAAUAUUCUGAAUAUAUGUAUGGACAUAUUGGAUAGAAAUUUGAAUUACUACAAUGAUCCAGUUUCCGAUUGCUCCAGGAGAAACAGCCCGAUAUAUGUGGGGCGAGUUGUUAGUGCGAUGAUCAACAGCAAUGAAGACUUUGGAGUGUUGGAAGGAAAAUGGGAUAAAGAAUUUGCUGAUGGUGUUGACCCUAACAGUUGGAAUGGGAGUGUUGAAAUCCUCUGGAGCUGGCAAAAAGAUGAUUAUAAACCGGUGAAGUACGGCCAAUGCUGGGUUUUUGCUGCAGUCAUGUGCACAGUACUGAGAUGUCUGGGCAUUCCAACCCGGUUAAUCACAAAUUUCAACUCCGCCCACAACACAGACGGUAACAUGAAUGUGGAUAUGCACUAUGACACAGAAGGAAAGUUCCUGGAAAUUCAUGAUGACAGCAUAUGGAAUUUCCAUGUCUGGAAUGAGUGUUGGUUUUUGCGCAGGGAUAUAGGUUAUUUCUAUAGUGGAUGGCAGGUGCUAGAUUCUACUCCCCAGGAGGAAAGUCAAGGAGUGCAUCGUUGUGGACCCACCUCUGUGAUUGCUGUGAAAGAGGGCGAUGUGAAUCUGGGUUACGAUACUCCAUUUGUAUUUGCUGAGGUGAACGCAGAUCGUGUCACUUGGAUCGUUCACAAGGAUGGCUCCAAGGAAAAAGCCUUUUCUGACAGCAAAUAUGUUGGGCAAUCCAUUAGCACAAAAGCUAUUGGCAGUGACGCUCGUGUUGACGUCACACACAAUUACAAGUUUCCUGAAGGUUCACCACAGGAAAGAGAGGUGUUUGCGAAAGCCAGUCAAUACAUGUCGUUUUACAGACCGCCUCCUGAGAUCACAAAUUUCAGUCACAGUACCGUAGAAAACAGAACGAGGGAUGAGCAGCCAGCUCAGCCAACACCUGCAUUAACUGCAAGGUCAUUAUUAAAUCCACUGCUUACAUCGAAUACUGGGAAUACAUUACCUUCAAUACCUGAACGAAAUACGUUACCUCCAAUGGAUGAAAGAAAUACAAUGCCCCCGAUGUCUGCAAGAAAUGGAUUACCACCAAGGCCAGGAAGAAAUGGAUUACCACCAAGGUCCGAAAGAAAUGGAUUACCACCAAGGUCAGAAAGAAAUGGAUUACCAUCUACACCUGGAAGAAAUGCAUUUUCACCUGAAAGAAGGGCAUUUUCACCUGGAAGAAAUGCAUUUUCACCUGAAAGAAAUGCAUUUUCCCCUGAACGAAGGGCAUUUUCCCCUGAACGAAGGGCAUUUUCACCUGAACGAUCUGCAUUUUCACCUGAAAGAAGGGCAUUUUCACCUGGACGAUCUGCAUUUUCACCUGAAAGAAAUGCAUUCACACCUGAAAGGAAUGCGUUUUCACCUGCAAGAAGAGCAUUUUCACCCGAAAGAAAUGCGUUUUCACCUGAAAGCAGUGCUGGUCAUGCAGCACCUACUGUACCAGACCCUGAGAUUCCAGACAUUUCUGGAAAGUUUAAGAUUAUUGGCCCUCUAGUGGUCGGAGAUGAUAUUAAUCUGAUUUUAUUAUUAAAGAACCUUACUCCCUUCCACAAGCCGAUAAAAGUAAACCUAAGCGCUUCUUGCAUCCUAUACACAGGACGACGGGUGGCUGACAUAUUUACUGAUCAAAAGUCUUUGGUUAUAAGUCCAAGUCAAGAUGCACAUGUCUCAGUACAGAUUCCUUACUCCCAAUACCAGGAAUGUUUAAAUAAUGGCAAUAGGAUCCAGGUGGUGGCACUUUGUGAAUUACCCGUAGGUAAUAAAGUGCUCAUCACAAAAGAAAUUGUCUUGGAGAAUCCACCUAUUUAUAUCAAGGCUUACAGUAAUCCAAUGCUUCAUAAGCUUACAACGUUGGAGAUCCGAUUCAGAAAUCCUCUUUCUGUGCCAGUUAAAGACUGUUCUCUGUUGGUUGAAGGAAGUGGUCUGGUGGACAGACAGCUUACUGCAGUGGUUCCUUUCCUUAAACCAAAAGAGAAAAUAAGAUUCAAGGUGGAACUUACACCUUACAGGAGUGGCACCAAGCAACUUAUAGUGAAUUUCAGGUGUAAAUAUUUUUCAAUUAAAGGAUACAAGCAGCUGGAUGUGGCAUCCUCGUAACCAAACUAUAGGAAGGAACACUGGUUCUAUCAGACCAAUCUUGGUGUUUUAAAUAUUUAUUCAGCUUGUCAUGUUUUAGGGCUCUUUUAUUCUAAAAGUGUUGUCUUGCCUAAUCUAUUAACAGUAAUAUUUUGUUCGUUAAAAUACAAUUAAAAACAUAAUUCUUAGAACGUUAAAUAACCAAACUCUGUAAAGUAUUAAAAAAAAAUUUGUGAAAAUGUAAGGUUUUUAAAGGAACACUUCAAGCAGUAUUUACACAACAUGCUGAAGUGGUUAUGGUGCCAGGAGUGUCCUGAUGCCCCAAUGUUAGUAGCCCAAUCACUACUUCUAUCAAGAUCCAGAAGCUUCUGCUAGGGGCUUCCGUUAGCUUUCCUGAGCUAAGUUUGUUGUGCAUCAGCUGAUCACUGUAAGACAGUGAGCUAUGAAAUUCCAUUAAGGAGGUGAUUGGCGCCUAUUGGACCGCAGGUAAGUUGUCAAAAUAUUAGAAAAAAUUUUAACUACUUAAAUUGAGGGCAGGGCAAUCCUGGCACAAUAACCACUACAUCGUACUGUAUUAGUUGAUCCGUAAAGUGUUCCUUUAAUUUCUUUAGAUUUAGAUCUGUCUUAUGCCAGCCUACGUUCAUGUGACACAAUGUUAGUACGAUGUUGCCAGGAUAUACUAAGCCCUGUUGUUUUGAAAAGUUUUAUUGCCAUUGCAGAAAAAAAGACUUAUUUAAAACCCUUGACGCAAAGUUAGAAUUUGCUGAGCUGCUUGGUAUUUUUUUGCGUAUCAUUCUUAAUAAUUUAUCACUCAAUUAAUGUUUUCUUUAUGUGAAAUAGCACUCUUAAGGUGUGACACA
Molecule: messenger RNA, 3509 nt
Organism: Pelobates fuscus (common spadefoot toad)
Lineage: Eukaryota; Metazoa; Chordata; Amphibia; Anura; Pelobatidae
Product: protein-glutamine gamma-glutamyltransferase E-like
Exons: 13
Coding region: 34-2670 (878 amino acids)
Biological process (GO): peptide cross-linking
Molecular function (GO): protein-glutamine gamma-glutamyltransferase activity
Source: RefSeq, a predicted model, not a curated record